CAUGCCUGGGGCAACUGUGGCGCCAAUUGGGCUGGAGCGGCGACGGCUCCCGCGCGCGGCGACCCACCGGACACCGUCGCGGAGCCCGCAACGGAGCCCUGCCAAGAGCAAAACCGAUUCGCGGCGCAUCGACGGCGACGGCAACUGGGGACACUCGGCGACCGUGGCGCCGCUGCGCCUGCCCGAGGUGUCCAAGCCACCGAAUCCAAACGGCCACGAAAUGCGGCGCAGGCCGUCGCGGCUCAACGAGACCGAGCGGCGCGGGCUGACGCGAAAAGAUAUCUAUGACGGGCUCCGGGUCCGCGACCCGACAUCGCGGUGGCAGCCCGGCGACCGCGUCUACGCCAAAGUCACCACCGCCUCCGAGUUUUCGCCGGGGCACAUUCAAAAGAUCGUCGCGCCUCGGGUGUACAUGGUUGUCUUUGACGAUGCAACGAUCGUCGAUGAGAUUUACGAGACCGACAUCGACACCGAUCGACGUCCCGGCGAGAUGAUGGGCGACGACGCGGCGGACGGGGGUGUAGCACCGAUCGACGCUCCCGCCGACGAAUCGACCGAGAGCGAAGUGGUGUUUGUAGCAGCGGUCGCGAAUGGCCCGACGUUGGAGCUUCUCAGUCAACUGCAACCGUUCUUGAACGCCACCCGACCACGCGAGCUGUCGUCCCAAGUCAGUUGCACGUCGUCCCAGCUCUACCCGUCCGGCGACUACUCGUCAAGCCUCGAGAUGCCCAUGGCUGAGAUCCUCGUGCUGGACAUGGCCAAGAAGCAGGAAGAGCGGCUUCGCCUCGUGCACAACCGGCUCGAAGAGGUCAAGGCGCGCCUCCGGUCGCUGGCUCCCUCCCUCUUAAUGAAGCGCCAGACGCUGGCUAAAGGCGCCGUUGUCAUGGUCACGUCGUCGCCGUGCUUUUUUGGGAAGCUUGAGAGCAUCCACGCGGAAGCCAACACUUGUGAAAUCAGCAGUCUGGUGACACCAACGUCCGACGUCCGGACCACUGUCGGACUCCACGAGAUCAAGGUCGUGCACGUCGCGAGGGAGCUCGUGGCCCAGCACCAAGAGCUCAGCAAGCAAGUCGACUGUUUCUAUCCCGGCGCCCGCGUUCUCUUUAUGCAGGGAGAGGACGGGCAGCAUUUACAAGCUGGUGUGAUCAUUCGGCGGCUCUCGCCGACCGAGUGUCAACUCCUGCUCGAGAAGACCAAAACCACCGUCGACCACGUGCAUAUUCAUCAGCUCAUUGCUGUGACAACGGAUCAAGACAAUACCCCUAACACGCCCCUGGAGCGGCUGCUCAAGGUCGUCGUCGGUGCGCUCGAGUUUACCAUUCACGAGCAGGUGACCAUCCAAGAUUUGGAAGCGGGCACGUCGGUCCACGGCAUCAUUGCCGAAAUCAGCACCUUGCAGACCGUCAUCAUCGAGUUUGACACUGGCGAAGUCCUACCGGGUGUCCCGACCUCGUGCUUGCGGAAAUACGCCAACCAUCACGAUGCGAGCCGCGCGUUUCAAGCCAAUGGUCUCAGCGCUGCCUUUGGCUUGGACAAAGCACCCGAGUUCCGCGCGCUGGACGAGUGGGUCAUCGCCAAGCACCCGCAGAGCAACUUGCCGGAGCGCUGCCGCGUCGUCGGCAUCCAUAGCCAUUCGUACGACCUGCAGUUCGCCGACAGCGUUGUCGCGUCGCGUAUCGACACGAGUCUCGUGCUGUCGACGUCGAUGACCUCGAUCCCGACAAAGCCUCAAGCGUUUGCACUGCACGACCAUGUGCUCGCCAUGAGCCCGCGCUUUCGCCGGGUCUGCUCCGGUCAAGUCGCCGAUGUCCACAGUGCGACGCCAGCAACGUACACGAUUGUAUUUGACUACGGCGAGACGUACACGGGUGUCCCCCACGACGAUGUCCACGUCCUGGAAAACACCUCGGUACUCUCACCUCGGAAACGACUGACCAACUUGUGGCGAAGUGUCAACGGUCUCGACGCGAUGGAAGAAAUGACAACAUCGUACGCGUGUCAUGGCGACCUCAUGCUGCACAAGAUGCUCUGCGCUACGAAAAAGCGAGCGACGAGUCAAGUGCAUGCGGGCGACGCCGUCCUCGCGUCGUUCCACCAGUCGCACAAGUAUUUUCUCGGGGUCGUUCGAGCACUCCACAACGACGGCGACGACCCGACCGUUGACAUUCAGUUCGCAUCGACGCUCGACGUUUCCAACGUGCCGUUGCGCAAGGUGUUUGCCGUCGGCCUGUCGAUGCCCCACGCCUACGCAUCCGGCGCGAACGCAAGCGCUAAAGCACCAAACGAGUCAGAUUUGAUGGACCGGCGACUCAUGGCCGCGCUGUUUACGACCACGUCGUCGCGCCGUGAAGGCGCACCGGUGUCACCGCCCCCGCGCCGACCGGCGCCGACGUUCUUUGGCCGCGUGUGCGCCUUUCUAAGAGGCCCGUGGGGACUUGGUAAAAAAUAAUGCUGUGGCCAAAAUCCA
This is a messenger RNA of Saprolegnia diclina VS20, 2467 nucleotides long. RefSeq lists its product as hypothetical. Lineage: Eukaryota; Oomycota; Saprolegniomycetes; Saprolegniales; Saprolegniaceae. The transcript is spliced from 15 exons. The record is from RefSeq and is a predicted model, not a curated record. The annotation marks the transcript as partial.